Messenger RNA from Chaetomium fimeti, 2180 nucleotides. RefSeq lists its product as uncharacterized. The transcript has 2 exons. Lineage: Eukaryota; Fungi; Ascomycota; Sordariomycetes; Sordariales; Chaetomiaceae. Gene Ontology annotation, molecular function: allantoinase activity. The record is from RefSeq and is a predicted model, not a curated record. Gene Ontology annotation, biological process: purine nucleobase catabolic process. Gene Ontology annotation, cellular component: cytoplasm. The coding region runs from base 154 to 1998 and encodes 614 amino acids.
CCAUAGCCUAGCCACCUCGCUUGAGCUGUAGAUAAGGCUUCGUUUCGCCGAUAGAAGGGUGACUCGUCCGACAGCGAUUCUCAACAGUGCCAGGGUCGUGCUCGUCCUUUUCUUUCCGAAUCAACACCGUGACACCCACAACGCCUUUUUAAGAUGACGGUUCCGAGUGUCCCCCACAGCGGCCCUGUCGUCGUUCUAGCAUCAACGCGAACCGUUCUCACGCUCUCAGACGACACGCUCCUCCUCACACCUGCGACCAUCCUUAUCUCUCUCGGUACUGGGAAGAUCGUGUCGGUAACCCAGGAGGUCCUCCCAAGGAGCCUAUUUCCGCCGGAAACCCUGUACCAGGACUAUAGCCCCAAACUCUUGCUCCCGGGCUUGGUCGACGCCCACGUCCAUCUUAACGAGCCGGGCCGCACAGAAUGGGAGGGCUUCAACACGGGCACGAAGGCCGCGGCUUCCGGUGGCGUCACCACCGUCGUCGAUAUGCCCUUGAACGCCAUCCCUCCCACCACCACUCUCAUGGGCUUCAAGGAGAAGUUGGCUGCUAGCCAGGGGCAAUGCUGGGUCGACGUUGGCUUUUACGGUGGCGUCGUGCCGGGAAAUGCCGAUGAGUUGCUGCCUCUGGUGGAAGCCGGCGUCCGUGGCUUCAAAGGCUUUCUCAUCGACUCGGGUGUUGAGGAAUUCCCCGCUGUAUCGGCAAAGGACAUUGCACUUGCAAUGACGACGCUCAAGGACACGCCCACCACGUUGAUGUUCCACGCCGAAAUGCUCCCUCCCAUUGCGGCCUCGGUAGGAGACGCAGUUCAGCAGUCGGAUCCGCCAGCACAACCUGCCGGUGAGCUAGACAGUUACAGCACCUUCUUAGACUCCCGGCCUCCCGUCUUUGAGACGUGUGCCGUGGAGGAGAUCUUGUCGAUGGCCCACCUCGCGCCACAGCUCCACCUGCACAUUGUGCAUCUCUCAGCGACGGAAUGCGCCCCGAUCCUACGCAAUGCGCGCAAGAACGGCAUCAACAUCACGGCCGAGACGUGUUUCCACUACCUCGGCCUCGCGUCCGACGACAUCCCGGAUGGCGACACAAGGCACAAGUGCUGCCCGCCUAUCCGCUCGCAGACCAACCAGGACACGCUGUGGGACGAGAUCGCCGACCCGAAUGGCUGCAUCAAGACCAUUGUCUCGGACCACUCCCCCUGCACGCCCGAGCUCAAGUUGCUGCCGCCGCACCUCCAGACCAUCUACCAGGAUGGACCACGGCCAGCGAUACGCCAUUUCGAUUCCGGUAUUGACAUGACACUGCCAGAAGAAGAACAACAGAAGGAAGGGGUGGUCGCCAUUGGUUCCGGUAUCAACGUGACGCCGCUAGAAACGGAGCAAGAGAAGGAGGAAGCGAUGCAGACCAUGCCUACUAACUCCUCCAUCGACGUGUCGGCACUGCCGAAAGAGGAGCCAAAGAAAUCGGCCCUCUCGGUCGAUUCAAGCGUGGACGUGACGCUGCCGCAAGAAGAACAACACACAAAGGAAGUUGGGCACCCCGUCGACUUGACCCCUCAGACCGACCUCGCACCCAAAGGCCAAGGCGACUUCUUCGCCGCCUGGGGCGGCAUCUCGUCGGUCGGCCUCGGCCUGCCGAUCCUGCACACGACGGCGGCGGAGCGGGCGGCGCGCGGGGACGCGGCGCCGUCCAUCGUCGACAUUGUGCGCAUGUGCAGCCAGGCGACGGCGCGGCAGGUCGGGCUGGCGCACUGCAAGGGCGGGCUGCGGGCCGGCAUGGACGCCGACGUGUGCGUCUUCGACGACGCCGACGUGUGGACGCUGCGCGCCGGCGACAUGCGCUGGAAGAACCGCGUUUCGCCUUGGGAGGGCCACACCUUCAGGGGCCGGGUCCAGGAGACAUGGGUGCGCGGCCGGAGGGUGUUCCAGCUUGGUGGGGAGAAUGCUGGGUUUGUGGGCGGCCUGCCGGUCGGGAGGCCGAUCGUGGAGAGGAGGACGGAGUAGAGCACGUUUCCUAGAUGUUCUGUUCUAGGGCGUUGUGUAGCGCGGUGGUGUUUGGUUGCUUUUCGAGGUUCUGCGAAUACCCUGGCGGUCGUCGGUCCAGAUCUGGAGUUGAUGGAAUUAUGAGAGAUGGUUUGUGCUUCGAUAGACUUUUAUGGUAUUGCGUUGAUUUGCAACACUUUGUG